AGACACGCCCCUCACCCCGCCCGUCCUGCCCGCACCCGCACGCGCAGCCUCUUUAUAACCGGGACAGGGAGGGAGCGCGAGACCACCGCAAUCUGAACUGCAGCGCUCGAGCCCGGAGGAUAACGGAACGCUCGCGAGGAAACCUGAAGAUGGAGAUGUAUCAGGCUGGUUACUACACUGAGGACUUCAGGACUCAGGAGGUUCCUGCUGGAUUUGAUUUCAGUUCUUAUGACUACAAUGGUGAAGACCUGUCCUUUUUGUUAGACAGCAAAGGAGCGGGCCAGUCGCAGUACACGGACACGUACGCAGAACCGCACAAGGAGCACGUGAUCGCCUCCAAAGUUCACGCUACUGAUUCUGGAUUAUUCAAUCUGGACACUUUCCCAGAGUUUAGCAGCUGGACGUCAUACACUAACGUUCCGGACAGUAUGGUGAUAGACAGACAGACAGGAGGUUUUCAGGAUUCAGCCACUCAGACGUAUCAGAGUCUGUUUCCGCCAUGUCCGUCGUCCCAGAGCGGCCCGUUCGGCUCGGCCGUGGACGCCAGCGGACUUUACCAACCCGCCAAAGAGCUCAGUCACAGAGCGGCGUCUGGCUUAGAGCACGCAGGUGAUGCAGAGAGAACCUACGGUUUAUACGAGACGGAAGCGCAAAGCAAACCCGUGCCGUACUGGACGGAUUAUUCCUCAUCGGCUUACUGCAGCCAGCUGCUCGCUCAUCCUCCGUCAUCCUCGUCUCCGGCGCCUCUCACCUCCGAGACGUUUUCUCCUCGUGUGGUGAAGAGACGCACCACGACGUCUCAGAGAUUAGACAGAGAUGGCGAGGUGUCUCCGGGGAUGUCCGCUUACCCAGGAUCAGGACCCAUUCAGCUGUGGCAGUUCCUCCUGGAGCUUCUCUUAGACUCGGCGUGUCACACCUUCAUCACCUGGACCGGCGACGGCUGGGAAUUCAAAAUGUCCGACCCCGCGGAGGUGGCUAAACGAUGGGGUCAGUGCAAGAACAAACCAAAAAUGAACUACGAGAAGCUGAGCCGCGGCCUGCGCUACUACUACCACAAGAACAUCAUCCACAAAACGGCCGGCAAGCGCUACGUCUACCGAUUCGUCUGCGACGUGCAGAGCAUGCUCGGGAAAAGCGCUCAGGAAGUUCUGGCCAGUAUGAACAUCUCACCGGCGAACGCAGGAUCGCAGACGCCGGCAAACUCCGAGGAGACGGCAGACGUCUGGCAACAUUAGCGAACUUUAGCUAGUGAAAGGAGGCGUUCCAAAAUACAUCCACGUUUCAACACGUCCUCGUCGACUUCUUCUGGAAGUGAAGUACAUCCCAUGAGCACUUGCAGCACAAGUGGACGAGGUUUUGAUGCUAACAUGCUGGCUUGCUGACUAGCUAGUGCGCUAAUUAGAUCAGUACUUUAUCGCUCACACUUAUACACACCUUCGUCCACCGAUUUGGAAAGUAAACUCCAGCGUUGCCUUCUGGAUGAUUCUACAGGCAAGUGGACACAACCAAGAGGAAGUGGACAAGGGGGAGACAAAAACAUUAUUGGAACACAGCCUUAUUUAAGGACUCAUUUUCCGGCUUCUACAGAGUCAGAUGUGAGAUACAGCACAAAUCUUCUCUCUUCUAAAUGGAGAACUUUAAUCUGUAGAUGGUGGGUUGCUACGGAGACGUCUGUUUCCACUAUAAAGUGUAGAAAUAAUCAUUAAGAACUUUAUAUUUGCUCUUUUUACUCGGACUCUAUAAGGACAUAAAUGAGGACGUUUAUGUGUCCACUGAACCUGCGUCCUUAAGUAAUCAAUGCAAUUUUUUUUAAACAUAUCUACUUUAUAUAUUAAUGUGGUUAGCUACCUCUUUUAAGCAUCAAAACACCAACAAAUGAUGUACUUCGAAUGAUGUGAUUAGUUUGUAUCACCAUCCGAUUGUGAAUUAGUGUAAAUAAAUUGUUAUAUAAAGUCUUUUUUUUGUUUAUUUAUUCAUUUGUUUAAGUCUCGACCUUUGACAUUUUGGAAAAAGUCCACAAAUUGAAAAAGAGGUGCUUAAGGGGUAAUUUGCUAAAAAAAAAGGGAAAAUAAUGCAUUAGCAUAUAACAUUGUAUAUAUGUUUUUUAAAACAAUAAAUAAAAAUUGUUCUGAAAUAUGA
This is a messenger RNA of Pangasianodon hypophthalmus (striped catfish), 2139 nucleotides long. RefSeq names its product ETS1-related protein (gene etsrp). Gene Ontology annotation, biological process: cell differentiation; regulation of transcription by RNA polymerase II. NCBI's taxonomy places the organism in Eukaryota, Metazoa, Chordata, Actinopteri, Siluriformes, Pangasiidae. The record is from RefSeq and is a predicted model, not a curated record. The coding region runs from base 150 to 1235 and encodes 361 amino acids. The transcript is spliced from 8 exons. Gene Ontology annotation, molecular function: sequence-specific DNA binding; DNA-binding transcription factor activity, RNA polymerase II-specific. Gene Ontology annotation, cellular component: nucleus.